AUGGAAGACUGCAGCUUUUGGGGACCUUGGCUAGAGGGUCAUUUCCUGACGCCUUGUUAUCGAGAAAGAUAUCUGAAUACAGCUGUAUUGGUCGUGCUAGUAAUAAUCUCUUUCACCACAUUGUUUUUCAAGUUGAUUUGUCACUACAAAAAGAGCACCCCAUCACAAUAUAAACCUAUCAAUCAGCAUACACAUGCAUUUUACGGAGCAACAGAGACAUCCGCAUCCAGCAACAACAGCAGUGGUGAAGACAGUGAUGAUGUGAGUUCUUCAGAUACAGUCGUACCCUCUAAAUUUGCAUCAAGCCAACCAUGGUCAGUCUACAAUUGGAUGCGACUUCUGAUGUCAGGCACACAGCUUGGAUUUUUGGUAUACAUGGCAUUGUCAAUGAAUGAAUCAAAUAUGGAUACAGUGAUUGAAGGAACGUAUAAUGAUCUGAUCCGCAUGUAUUAUGCACGCAUUGUAUUUUGGGCGUACGCUGUCGUUCUCGCUGUACUCAACAUCAGUUUGUCAUUCACCAUCAGUGGCAAAUCAUUGUCUGAUCACAUUUGCACACACCUAAACUAUCUCUACGUUGCAGACUUUCUCAUUCAAUUAAUCAAUCUCUCAGCCUAUUAUCAGAUACACGAUAUCUUGGAAAUCAGCCAUCGUUAUGAGCAUGAAAUGAUGUAUGGCAUCAUCACACUGUUGCUCUUGGUGAUUGUUUCAAAUGAAAGUCGAUAUGCCCCAUCUGAACCUAUCAUUGCUGAUACAGGCCGUGUAAUGUCUGGUGAAGCUUGGUCUUCCUUCUACUCGCAAUUCAUGUUCUCCUGGGUAUCUCCCAUGUUGGAAAAGGGUAAUCGCAACACACUCAACGACGAUGAUUUACUGGAGCUGAUACCCGAAAAGAGAGCCAAGAAUACACUGGCACUGUAUCGACUCCAAAAGAGAGCUACCAUGGCCUUGAAGCUGCUAUCCACGUUCAAGACAGCAUUGACCAUUCAAUUCUUUUACUGUAUUGGCUGGUCUAUUCUCAUGUUUGGUCCACCUUAUUUCCUCAACAAAAUCAUCAAAUUCAUUGAACUUGGCAACAAUAGCAAUGGUGGUGAUGGUGGUGGUGAAAAGGGCGAAACAGUGUCAUCUGCUUUUAUUUAUGUUUUAUGUCUGUUUUUGACGUCUUGUGGCCAGUCUUUAUGUUACCAGCAAGCGCUCUACAUUGGUCGAUCUCUGGGUAUCCAGAUUCAGUCUGUGGUGAUUGGUGAAGUCUACAGCAAAUCGCUCCGACGCAGAGAUGAAGAAGGUAGCACUGGUAAAUCAGACACAAACAUCAAUUUGGAAAAGCCCAAGGUCAAUGUUAACAACUUGCUCUCUGUGGACGCGCAAAAAUUGGGUGAUCUGAUAGCGUAUAUCUUCUACACUUACUGUUUCCCCAUCCAAAUCACGAUUUGUAUCUGGAGUUUGUACAAGCUUUUGGGCAGUGCCUCUUUGUGGGGUGUCUUGAUCAUCUGUCUUUCACAACCUGUUACGUUUGUCCUGAGCAGACAUUUCCAAAAGCUGCAACACGCUGCCAUGAAAUGCACAGACAAGCGUAUAGGUCUCAUGAAUGAGCUGCUUUCUGCUAUUCGUAUUGUCAAAUUCUUUGCCUGGGAAAAGCAGUUUCGUGCGCGUGUGAUGGAGGCCAGAGACGCAGAGCUCAAAGUCGUUCGUGCUCGUUUGAUGAGCUUCAUGUGGAUUGGCAAUGUUUGGUUUAUCAUCCCUGUGUUGAUUAUGGUCGCUGUCUUUUACGCUUACACUCGCGUCUUUAUUCUGACAGCAUCCACUGCAUUCACUGCGUUGGCCUUGUUUAAUAACUUUAAAACCACAUUGGAUGAACUUCCUGUCAUUACCUCAUUCAUCUUGCAAGCCAAUGUCUCUUUGAAUCGUAUUGAAACCUUUUUAGCAGAAGAAGAAGUCAAGUUGCCUGCUCCCAAUACAACAUCCAGCACACAUAUUGGCUUCAUUAAUAAUGCUAGUUUCAGCUGGAACUCACCAAGCAAGGGGAAUGAACCUGCUGUGCCUCAGAUCAAGAACUUGAACCUGUCCUUCCCCUUGAAUCAAAUGUCGAUUGUGUGUGGUCCUACUGGCUCUGGUAAAACGACACUCUUGCUCAGUCUGCUGGGUGAAACCUACUGUCUGUCUGGUGCGGCCAUCCUACCUAGAAAAGAACCCAUAUCAGCUUAUGAGUCCUGCAGCCAUAGUAAUGGUGGUGGUGCUGUGUCUGGCAUUGCCUAUGUCGCUCAAACUGCAUGGCUUCAAAACUGUAGUAUCAGGAACAAUAUCUUGUUUGGUCUUCCCUAUGACAAGCAACGCUACGAAAAUAUUCUCUACAUGACAGCUUUGACAAGAGAUCUCGAAAUUCUGGAGUUUGGCGAUUCAACCGAAGUAGGCGAAAAGGGUAUCACACUCAGUGGUGGACAAAAGCAAAGAGUGGCUAUUGCAAGAGCUGUCUAUUCUCAAGCAGACAUUGUGAUUUUGGACGAUUGUCUCAGCGCUGUAGAUGCACACACAGCGAAGCAUCUUUACCAACACUGUUUGAUGGGUGAUUACAUGCGCCACCGUACUGUCAUUCUUGUUACACAUCAUGUUGGCCUCUGUAUUCGUGGUGCUGGCUAUGUCGUUGCUCUGGAAGAAUCUGGGUCUGUGGCUGCUGCUGGUAAGCCUCUGGAUGUGAUUAAAUCGGGUGCACUCGGCAACGAAUUCUCGCAGGAAGGAUAUAUGGAACAAAUCGAUGCCAAUGAGGAAGCUGCAGCAGAUGGCCCUAUCCCAACAGUGCCCAAACAAGUCAGCUCUCACAACGAUGUAUUCUCUGCUACGGAUGGUGCUGGCAAGCUGGUAAAAGAAGAAACGCGCGCUGAAGGCAGUGUCAAGUGGGCUGUCUAUGGUACCUACUAUCAUGCCUCUGGUGGGUUUUUGUUUUGGGCUUCUGUCUUGUUGCUGUUUUGCUGUGCUCAGGCAUCGAUUCUCGGCCAAGAUUACUGGAUCAAAGUAUGGUCUGCCGCAUAUGACACCAUUUCCAACAUAACGGCUGCCUACACACGAAACAGCAACGGUAUUUUCACUGCACUCGCAUAUAUGGGGCAAGUUGGCAACGCUGGUAAAUUUGAUCUGGCCAACAAGCUUCACUAUUUGGUGCCUGAAUCUGUUAAAUCAUUUGCCCAAGAGAUCCAAGACGGCAGCUCUGUGGAUGUAGGCUACUAUCUCGGCAUCUAUUUCUUGAUUGGCAUGCUCUCACUGGGUCUGACUACUAUGCGAUCGCUUAUCCUCUUCCUUGGAUCCUUGCGUGCCUCUCGCACCAUCCACUCCCAAUUGCUGGAUCGCAUCCUACGUGCCAAAGUACGCUUCUUUGAUGUCACACCCCUGGGCCGCAUUGUUAAUCGAUUCUCCUCUGAUUUGGAGACGGUAGAUCAAGCACUUGCUCCGUCGCUCUCAUAUCUGCUCUACUCUAUCAUUGCCACCAUCUAUGUCAUUGUCUUGGUCUCUGUCAUUACACCUGUCUUCAUUGUACCUGGCUUCUUUGUAGCGCUCAUGUUUAGAUCAGUGGGUGUUUACUAUCUCAAGACAUCGCGCGACAUGAAGCGUCUGAAUUCAGUGUCUCGAAGCCCUAUCUAUGUGCAAUUCAAUGAGACAGUGUUGGGUGUAGCUACCAUUCGUGCGUUUGGAUGUCAACGUCGAUUCACUGAAGAAAACUACAAGCGCAUUGAUGCUAAUAACAGACCCUUCUUGUGGAUGUGGGCUACCAAUCGAUGGCUGCAUUGUCGUGUGGAUGUGCUGGGCGCAUUUGUGAGCUUCUGUACGGGUGCUGUGCUUGUUGGCUCAAGAGACUGGAUCAACCCUGGUUUAGCUGGUCUGUCACUGAGUUAUGCCUUGACAUUCACGCACCACGUACUCUGGGUGGUGCGUAUGUAUGCUAUCAAUGAAAUGAACAUGAAUGCCAUUGAACGUAUUCAUGAGUAUCUGGAUAUCGAAGAGGAGCCUCCUGCACACAUUCCAGCAACGUCGCCUCGCAUUUCAUGGCCAGAGAUGGGCACAGUCCAAGUGGAACGUCUCGUCAUGAAGUAUGCUCCAGAUACACCUGCUGUGCUUCGUGAUGUAUCAUUUGAGACCAGGCCUAGAGAAAAGAUUGGUAUUGUAGGCAGAACAGGCUCAGGCAAGUCCACGUUGGCCAUGUCCCUCUUUCGUUUCAUGGAGCCUACAUCAGGUCGCAUCCUGAUUGACGGCAUCGACAUUCACUCCAUUGGCUUGGAUGAUUUGAGAUCAAGACUCACCAUCAUCCCUCAAGACCCUGUGCUCUUUUCUGGUACUUUGAGAAGCAACUUGGAUCCGUUUGGGCAAUACGACGAUGCUGUUCUCUGGGCUGCAUUGAGACGAUCGCAUCUCAUCGACGGUCAGCAACAGCAGCAACAAGAACCUACCCAUCCAUUAGCUUCUUCGUCCUCAUCUGUAAAUACCGAGAACAUGAUCACACUCGACUCCCCAGUGACCGGCUCAGGAAGCAAUUGGUCUCAAGGACAACGACAACUAAUCGCCUUGGCAAGAGCACUUGUGAAAAAGACAUCGCUGAUUGUCCUGGAUGAAGCUACUUCGUCUGUGGAUUUCGAUACAGAUCAUCAAAUCCAAGAAACCAUCAGACGGGAGUUUACAGACUCCACAUUGCUUUGCAUUGCGCAUCGUAUUCGCACAGUGGCUGACUACGACCGUAUUUUAGUGUUGGAUCAAGGCCAAGUCAAGGAGUUUGAUACACCCUACGCACUCAUGACAAGAGACGGCAGUAUCUUUCAACAAAUGUGUCAACGCAGUGGUGAAUAUGCUGAACUCUUGAGCAUUGCAGAGACGAAAUUCAAGGGGUAUUGA
This is a messenger RNA of Mucor velutinosus, 4869 nucleotides long. RefSeq lists its product as uncharacterized. Gene Ontology annotation, cellular component: fungal-type vacuole membrane. Gene Ontology annotation, biological process: transmembrane transport. Lineage: Eukaryota; Fungi; Mucoromycota; Mucoromycetes; Mucorales; Mucoraceae. Gene Ontology annotation, molecular function: ABC-type transporter activity; ATP binding; ATP hydrolysis activity. The record is from RefSeq and is a predicted model, not a curated record. The transcript has 6 exons. Bases 1 to 4869 code for a protein of 1622 amino acids.